GAGGGGGAGGGUGGGCUAAGAUGGCGGCGGACACAGGGAGCUGGUGCGUGUACGCAGUGCUGCGGUGAGGAGCUGGUGGCCUGAGCUCACGAGGGCGUGGAGGGGCUUGGAGCAAUCCAGAUAAAAUUUUUUUAUUCACUCUUCUUUCCUGGACUAAUUAUAUGUGGAGUUCUGUGCGUAUAUUUGGUCAUUGGCCUUUGGGUUAUCAGGAGACAUCUACAGAGGAAGAAAAAGUCAGCCUCAACCAGCAAAAAUGGAAAAGAUCAAAUGGUGGUUGCAUUUUUCCAUCCAUACUGCAAUGCAGGCGGAGGAGGAGAGAGAGUUCUGUGGUGUGCUUUGAGAGCCCUGCAGAAAAAGUAUCCUGAUGCAGUCUAUGUUGUGUAUACUGGUGACAUUCAUGUCAGUGGUCAACAGAUACUGGAAGGUGCUUUCAGAAGGUUUAACAUCAAGUUGGUUCACCCAGUGCAGUUUGUUUUCUUAAGGAAACGCUACCUUGUGGAAGAUUCUCGCUAUCCUCACUUCACAUUGCUAGGCCAAAGUCUCGGCUCCAUUCUUCUUGGCUGGGAAGCUCUGAUGCAGCGUGUUCCCGAUGUGUACAUCGAUUCGAUGGGCUACGCCUUCACACUGCCUCUGUUUAAAUAUGUGGGAGGUUGCCGAGUUGGGAGCUACGUUCACUAUCCCACUAUCAGCACAGACAUGCUGUCUGUGGUGAAGAAUCAAAAUCCUGGAUUUAAUAACGCUGCUUUCAUUAGCAGAAACGCUCUCCUCAGCAAAGCAAAGCUCAUCUACUACUAUUUAUUUGCUUUUGUUUAUGGCCUUGUUGGAUCUUGCAGUGACAUAGUCAUGGUUAAUUCUUCAUGGACACUAAACCAUAUUCUCUCACUGUGGAAAGUCGGGCAUUGCACUAACAUUGUUUAUCCACCUUGUGAUGUGCAGACAUUUCUGGACAUCCCUUUACAUGAGAAAAAGGUGACCCCAGGGCAUUUACUGGUUUCCAUUGGCCAGUUCAGGCCGGAAAAGAAUCAUGCUUUGCAGAUCAAAGCCUUUGCUAAGUUGCUAAAUGAGAAGGCAGCUGAGUCCCGCCAUUCUCUAAAACUUGUCCUUAUUGGAGGAUGUCGCAACAAAGAUGAUGAGUUUAGAGUAAACCAACUGAGAAGACUGUCUGAGAAUUUGGGAGUUCAAGAAAAUGUGGAAUUUAAAAUAAACAUUUCAUUCGAUGAAUUGAAGAAUUACUUGUCUGAAGCAACAAUCGGUCUGCAUACCAUGUGGAAUGAGCAUUUUGGGAUUGGAGUUGUCGAGUGUAUGGCGGCUGGUACAAUUAUCCUCGCACACAAUUCCGGAGGCCCAAAGCUUGACAUCGUCAUUCCUCAUGAAGGACAGAUAACUGGAUUUCUGGCUGAGAGUGAAGAAGGCUAUGCUGAAACCAUGGCCCAUAUUCUCUCUCUGUCCCCAGAAAAGAGACUUCGAAUCAGGGAAACUGCUAGAGCAUCUCUGAGCAGGUUUUCCGACCAGGAGUUUGAAGUAGCAUUCCUGUGUUCCGUGGGGAAGCUGCUUACUUAAUGCCCGGUCUGCACGUUCUCCAUGUUUCAUACAGUGUGGAGCUGGAGACAGUGGGAGAGCCUGGGCUUGGUGUGUGCAGUCCCCAGUUCAUCUCCAGCACCAAAAGUAAAAGGAAAUACCGUCACGUGUAAAUAUUUUCUAACUUUAUUCUUUAUUGUAAUAAAAGCAGCCUGAACAAUAUUCUUAGCAACAUGUGUGUAGACAGGGCAGUAGUUAACAAAAACAGCAGAACUAAUCUAUAUGGAAAACGUAAUCUUGAGUAUUUUCUCUUUUGCUUUUUUGAGACAGGGCUUCUCUGUAUAGCCUUGGCUGUUCUAGAACUCACUCUGUAGACUAGGCUGGCCUUGAACUCAGAGAGAUCCGCCCGCCUUUGUCUCCCAAAUGCUGGAACUAAAGGUGUGCCACUGCACCCAGCUUCAUGUAGCUUAAUGUACAGAUUUUACUUACUGUUUGGUCUCAAAGUCUGAACAGUACAGAUCUCAAAGAAAACUACCAAUCAAAUUUUCAUAUACUCAUGCAUCUUUUUAAUUUAAUAUUUUCCUUUCCUUGUCUUAAUCCUUGAAUGCUCCUGCCUCCACCUCCCAGAAUGCACCAGUGUAUGCAGAACUUGCAGAACUGAUGGUGGAGCCCAGGGCCUCAGUCUAGACAAGCACUCUACCAACUGAGCUGCAUCCUGAACCCCAAGUCCUGCUUUUCAAACCACUUUUGCUUUAGAAAACAUAAAAUAACACUCCUGGGGUUCUAGUUUGUUUUAUGAUGAUGGAGGACCAUGUAGCACCUCAAACUGUAAGGAAGAACAGGGCCGUGAAUGCUAACACCUCAGAGUGCCCUGAGCUGAUCUCAGACUUCCUUCCAGAGGAAAAGGAAGUGCUGAGAGAAACAGCAGGUUAUCAACUGGCACUUUAAAAUAUAUUUGUAAAUUUUUGGAUUAGAUUCUGUUUGACAGGUGGGUUCAGGGUUAGAGAUUGAACCUAGAGACAUACUCGUGGCACACAAGUGUUCUAACCCAUAAGCUACUUUACCUCAACCCCAGGAGUCCGAAAAUAAUAGCAUGGGUAACCCUUUUAAGUAUACCUACUAAUUUUCUUAAAAGGAAAAAGAAACUUCAAACAGGCAUCUCUAAUCCUAUUCCUCAAGUAUCAGAUGGGGUGGGCUGAUUUCUUCAAUGGGUGCAUACGAUAUGUUUAAGUCAAAACAGGCAGCAAUCUCUCCCAGAACGAGGUUUCUGUGGAAAUUGGGUUCUGUUUAGCACCCACCCCAGUUCAUCUGUAUGGGUUUCUCAUCUCUUAACAGACCACUGAAGGCUAAAAGUCAGCCUCAGUUCAUUCAAGAGAACAUCAAGCUGAGUUGCUCUUCUGAAACUGACCAUGUUGUAUGAUCCUGCCCACAUACUGUGAAAGACCAUGAAUGGCAUUUUGAAAGAAAGUGCCAAGUGGUAGUUUUCAUACUGGGCUGCCUCACUUCAGUUACAAAUAGCUGACCUGCUAACACUGAAAGCUAUGCCUCAACCUUUGGGGUGGUUUUCUUCUGAAGUCAAAGUAUUUAUUAAUACCUUCAGCAUUAUGGUAACCAGAUGUGAAGUAUAUGAAGCCUCCCUGAAGAUUUUAAACUUUGAUUUAGUUAAAAGUAACCAAAGAUUCAGUGAUCUGAUAGAAAUGUGAAAAGGUGUGGGGGCUGGGGACACUUUUAGGGAAGGAGAUAGAUAAAGGAGGGAGGUCAGAAAAAUAAAAAUAAGGACACCUGAAAAGCCAUAAGGAAUCAUUCUAUUAAGUAUUUACCAAUAACAGCAACAAACUGUGUGUGUGUGUGUGUGUGUGUGUGUGUGUGUGUGUGUGUGUGUGUGUGUGUGUGUGUGUAUUUCUGUGUAUAAGUACACAUGUAGUUUUAAUGAGCUUUUCUCUUCUACUGGAAUGACAGAUGACCCAAAGACCAACACACACACACACACACACAAAACCCAACACCAGACAUGAGAAGUGUCUUUUGAGUUUUUGGCCAGGGCUAUCCAAAAGACUCCCCAAAGCAUACAGCCUAUUAUCCUUGCUUACCCCAGAGGUGAAAGAUAAGUCCAAACUGCUGAAAACACAAUGUACUUUAGAAACAAGCCAAAAGACCCCUGAGCUGGAACUGACCUGAAAAUGCACACAGAGAGAGCUGUUGCUGCCCCAGGACUAACUUUCAUGUUAUGAAGGUGCCAGGCAACCUUCCAAAGGAGAGGGGCAACCAACGGUCCGACCCAGUUCUCCCACCUGUAAACCACAUUGAAAACCAGCACAGCACACACACUUGACAGUAACCAACAGCUCUUCAAUUAGACACACGACCUGCUCAACUAGAGGGGGAACCUAGCUAAACUAUUCAAUGCUACAGAACAGCCACUAUUUACUAAACCAGCCUGAUUCCUAACAACAAUCUAAACAUUGUCUAGACUCUUAAAGUGUACAGUUCCUCAAGUAUGACCUACAAACUAAUGCCAACUUACACAUUUUCUCUCUUUAAGUGACAAUGCAUUUCACCAAGGACUUUACUAGACUUCUGGAGAUCUUACUGUGAGUGAUAUAGAGGACUGCUGGCUGUUUACCAAGUAAUUUAGCACUGUAAAAACCAUUCUUAAAACUUUUUUUUUUUUACAAAAAUUAACAACCAGAAGUAAAGGUUUUCUGUACCCAUUAUUACAGAUGUGUUUACAACUCUGUAGUUUCUUGGUUUCUUAGCCAGUAGGUGAAAAUCGGUAUAAAUUUCUCCUGGCCUCCAUUCUGCAUAACUGGCAGCUGUGGGGGCUGAGGGUGUGACUUGGAGAAGCUGGCUGUAAUACAUGAGCAAGCUUGAGCCACAGCACAGCAACACAUGAAUGUGUGUAGAGAUAGGACUGUGAGGGCAGCAUGUGCUGUUCUGUUCAUACAUCGUGCCUUGUAAUUAAAUGAAUUGCCCACACAGCUUGACAUUUGUGUUGAGGCAUUCAAAGGAGUCACACUGUCUCUUCCAGCCAGUUGGUUGGUUUUGGUUGUUAGUUGUUUUGCUUUGUUUGGAUCUAGCUAGCUUCAUUAUCUACUCCCAGUUACAUUGUUGAUUCACUACAAUGGGAACUCAGCUAACCAGACAGUCCCCAGCGAGACAGACUCUUACACAUUCUCUAUUUUAUUUUCAACUUUACAGACAAAAACCAUUUAAAGAACUGAGUAGAUCUUCAUUGGCUGUUUAAUGACAGAAUCAGGAUUAUGGCCUGGUAUUCUGACUCUUGGCCUACUCUGUCAUGUUAAGACCAGUCUUUGAGGUAAAAUUUGUCGAUAGCCCACACAGCCUACCCAUCCACAUACAGUAAUAGGACUAAAGAUUAUAGGAAUUGGGAUGAACAUAAAUAGGGGGUGUGGUGAAAGAAGAAAUGAUCCUCAAUUUCUUAAAAACACUUUUACACUAACUUUUCAAAAUUAUGUAUUAAGAGUAUAUGAUUCACAUAUUUUUCCAGCCUUCCUAAUAAGUUUUAGAGAUAUUUAUUUUUUACUAGAUUUCAGGUAGGUACUCUGUGAAAUGUUGAGGCUCAUCUGUUUCUAGGAGGCUUCUGAGUGGUUGUUAAGUGGUCCAAGCAGUGGGGGUUCACAUUCCUGCUUACAGGGAUACUGCAACUGUGAAGUGUAUGGUACAUACUCUUUGUAUAAUAUAUUUAUAUCUAAUUGUGAGGUAGAGCUAUUGAUACGAAACUAUCUAAAUGUGGCAAGUGAUUUCUUUGAUUCAAUUAAAGUGUUUUUGCAUCAUUCCACUUCCUCUUUCCCCUCCCACCCUCCUACCUCUGGAACUCAUGGUCUCUUUUUCUUUCAUGAUUAUUGCCACAUAUGUAUACAAAUAAAUAUAUAAAUGCAGCCUGCUGGGGUUGGGGAUUUAGCUCAGUGGUAGAGCGCUUGCCUAAGCAAGCGCAAGGCCCUGGGUUCGGUCCCCAGCUCCGAAAAAAAGAAAAAAGAAGAAGAAAAAGAAAAAAUAAAUAAAUAAAUGCA
Rattus norvegicus (Norway rat) is the source of this 5549-nucleotide messenger RNA. RefSeq names its product ALG11, alpha-1,2-mannosyltransferase (gene Alg11). Gene Ontology annotation, cellular component: endoplasmic reticulum membrane. Gene Ontology annotation, biological process: protein N-linked glycosylation; dolichol-linked oligosaccharide biosynthetic process. Gene Ontology annotation, molecular function: glycosyltransferase activity; GDP-Man:Man(3)GlcNAc(2)-PP-Dol alpha-1,2-mannosyltransferase activity. The record is from RefSeq and is a predicted model, not a curated record. Lineage: Eukaryota; Metazoa; Chordata; Mammalia; Rodentia; Muridae.